Molecule: messenger RNA, 1650 nt
Organism: Scheffersomyces stipitis CBS 6054
Lineage: Eukaryota; Fungi; Ascomycota; Pichiomycetes; Serinales; Debaryomycetaceae
Gene: ESA1
Product: NuA4 histone acetyltransferase complex catalytic subunit
Exons: 1
Coding region: 13-1563 (516 amino acids)
Biological process (GO): regulation of DNA-templated transcription
Molecular function (GO): histone acetyltransferase activity
Source: RefSeq, a predicted model, not a curated record
CGCUACAAAGCAAUGUCCGGGGGCGAGAACAACCAAGACUCGCAUUCGCCCGAUCCCAGCGCGCCUAUAGCGAUUAAAGCAGGCAAAGAUGAGCCAGCAGCUGAUGAUCAGUUCAUAGAAGAUGAAAUCAUUAUAGGAUGUAAGGUGUAUGUUUCCAAGGAUGGAGAGCACAGACUAGCAGAGAUUCUUCAGCAACAUUUGAAGAAGGGCAAGAAGGUAUUCUAUGUACACUAUCAAGAGUUCAACAAGCGUUUAGAUGAAUGGAUUCUGAGCGACCGAAUCGACUACCGUAGGCCGAUGAUCCUCCCAGAGGUUAAGGCUGAUAAGAAAGAAGAGAAAAAAGAUCUGAAACUGAAGAAAAAGACGUCUAAGCCCAAGAGCUCGAAGGCGGCUUCAAAGCUUGCUCAGCUGUCUUCGGGAGCUGGUACUCCCCAGGCUGAAGAUAGCGAAAAUAUGGAAACCCCGGGCCAGGAAGAUGAAAUGGAUCUUGAUGACUUGAACGUUCAAGGAUUAAAAAGACCAGGAGAAGAAGUUAACCGCGAAGACGAGAUCAAAAAAUUAAGAACAAGUGGGUCCAUGACCCAGAACCAUCUGGAGGUGGCCCGAGUUAGAAAUUUAUCCAGGGUCAUCUUGGGAGAACAUAUCAUAGAGCCGUGGUACUUUUCGCCAUACCCCAUAGAAUUGACCGAGGAGGACGAAAUAUACAUCUGUGACUUCACAUUGUCGUAUUUCGGGUCUAGAAAACAGUUUGAACGGUUCAGAUCCAAAUGCUGCUUGAAACACCCGCCCGGAAAUGAGAUCUACAGGGACUCUAAGGUUUCUUUCUGGGAGAUAGACGGUAGAAGACAGCGUACUUGGUGUCGUAAUCUUUGUUUGCUUUGCAAACUCUUCUUAGACCACAAGACGUUGUACUAUGAUGUAGAUCCGUUCUUAUUCUACGUUAUGACCAUCAAGUCAGAACAAGGACAUCAUGUUGUUGGCUUCUUUUCCAAGGAAAAAGAAAGUGGCGAUGGAUAUAACGUAGCGUGCAUUCUCACCUUGCCUUGUUACCAGAAACGGGGCUACGGGAAGUUGCUUAUCCAGUUCUCGUAUAUGUUGUCGAAUGUGGAACACAAAGUAGGAUCUCCCGAAAAGCCUCUAUCCGACUUGGGCUUGUUGUCGUACAGGGCCUAUUGGACAGAUACAUUGGUCAAAUUGCUUGUAGAGAGAAGUAAUCCGAUGUUGUACAAAAAGAACAACCCUGCCAUUGAUGAAGACGAAGACGGUGGAUCUACUCCUCCUGCCAAUACCAACAAACCAGGCAGCGUAAACGAGAUUACAAUCGAAGAAAUCUCGGCUCUUACUUGUAUGACUACGACAGACAUUCUUCAUACCUUGACGACGUUGCAGAUCUUACGCUACUAUAAAGGUCAACAUAUCAUCGUGAUCACUGACCAGAUCAUGACGUUGUACGAGAAGCUCGUCAAGAAGGUCAAGGACAAGAAGAAACACGAGUUGGAGCCUCGCAGACUCAAAUGGACCCCACCACUUUUCACAGCUAACCAAUUAAGGUUCGGAUGGUAGAUACAUGAUUAACGCCCUGUAUUUUAAUUGUACCAUAGAUAUAUAAUGUUGAUAUACCAUGAAAUAUGUAUUGAAACGUCUGAAAUG